AUGAACGCUGCGACCAUCGCCGAGCCCUUCAGCUUGGCCGUGCGCCAGUACAUUGAGCAGGACAUGGGUGGCGUGGGUCCCAAACUCUACGCCGAGUGGACGGGCAAGACCUGUGCACGCAACGGCAUCCGCUACGAGCUGCGCGAAGUGCCCAAGGACGAGCUGCUGGAGGCUUUGGAGAAGGCCAACAAAGACUCGGAUGUGCACGGUAUUCUCGUGUACUACCCGUGCUUCGGCGCCUUCCCGAGCUUCGUCGGUGGCACCAUGGACGAUUUUUUGCGCGACAGCAUCAGCAUUAAGAAGGACGUGAAAAGACUGUGCCAAUUCUACCGUGGCAACUUGUACCGUAACAUCCGCUACGUAGACGACGAGAAGACGCAAAAGUGCGUGCUGCCUUGCACACCUUUGGCAAUUGUCAAGAUCCUCGAACACCUUGGCGUUUAUGACAAGACCAAGCCUACUGGCGACCACUUGUCAGGUGUUAACAUCACGGUUGUUAACCGUAGUGACAUUGUAACAGCGAACGUCUCCUACUCGCUCACUUGCAGAGGUCGUGUACGAUGUCUGGACACUUGUUUGCGCGUCAUCUGGGUCGGAUUGUUGUUCUGGUUCUUCAUCUGUAUCCCCAUCAACUUGAGUACACAGGCAUUCGACACCAAGCUACUUUCGAUGUUGGCGAAACUUGCCCUUACCCAAUGGCUUGGUUAA
Molecule: messenger RNA, 708 nt
Organism: Phytophthora infestans T30-4
Lineage: Eukaryota; Oomycota; Peronosporomycetes; Peronosporales; Peronosporaceae
Product: methylenetetrahydrofolate dehydrogenase [NAD+], putative
Exons: 3
Coding region: 1-708 (235 amino acids)
Biological process (GO): purine nucleobase biosynthetic process; tetrahydrofolate interconversion
Cellular component (GO): cytosol
Molecular function (GO): methylenetetrahydrofolate dehydrogenase (NAD+) activity; methylenetetrahydrofolate dehydrogenase (NADP+) activity; methenyltetrahydrofolate cyclohydrolase activity
Source: RefSeq, a predicted model, not a curated record